AUGGCAGAUAUUAGACGGGGCGAAGAUGACGGUAGCUCAAAAUUCACAUUUACCUCCAAAGAUCUCAGCAAGGUUGACAUUACCGUUUUCGUCCCAGAUCUGGAUGAAUACCCGAAAGCGCACAAAUACCUCAUCUAUGUUACCAGCGAGGACGUGCCCGAGAAUUUUACUUCCUCUCUAGAAAGGGUACAGGACGCCUGCUCCGGACACAACCUUCCUCAUUUACUGGGGAGGAUCGUGGGAGCGCUGACCCUCAGCCCGGAUCCCACGGAUGAAAGCUCGGACGAUGAGGAUGAGGAUACGGAACUGGAAUCCGACCUGGACUGGGAGGCAGAUAUACCGGAUGGUGCUGUCCGUGAUCUCCCUGGUGAUUGUAGGAGUUCCGCACCCAAAAACUGGGAAGAGGGUGCCCCGACGAAGACUUUCACUCGAAAGUUGAAACUCCAGUUGAAGGAGGACCUCCGCCACGUUUGCGAAGCAGGAUUCAGAGUCGGUGUGUUUGGGGAUUUCAAAGGGGAAGUGUUCUACAUCACCAUUAGCAUUCGGAUAUCAAAGUUGGGAAUCUCAGAUGAAGCCCUCGCAGCAUGGUUACUCGAUAAAGAUAAAUACUUUAUUGUCAUCAUCCACUACACGAAUCUUUACAAGACUCUUGAGUGGCUUCUGCAGCCGGAGAAUCGAAGUCGGGUCAGGCGGGAGAUGCAAAUGUGGGCCGGGCUGUCGACGAGUUAUAAACCCAGUUUGUACGAAUGCAUUCAGGUGUUCACCAAGGUUAAAGAUCGCGGCUCUGCUGGCCUUGAUGGAGUGAAGGGAGGGGAGGUGGGGGGGCUACAUUCGUUCUUCAUGAGCAACGCGAUCACGGAGUUGUUAAACUUGAGACUCGUCCCCCUAAUCAAGUAUCGACUCCAGGGGGACCUAGGCUGGGAAGGUGCAGAAGCACUAUUCAAAGAUAUCGAGGCUUUCCCCACCGCCCCACCCAUGGAAUACCAAAAGUACCGCGAUCUGCAAUCAGAGCCCAAAACCGCUCUAAACCCGAUCGUAGCGGCGGAUGCUCUCUCGAAGCAGCAGUUCCGUGGUAUAGGACGCUCGUUCCCACUAAUCGCGAUGCAGUACGCUAUCCGACAUCUCGUUCGAUGUACAGAAUUCUGCCUUGUUUGCCACGAUAAGAUCCAGAGCGAUUUCGAGGCCAUGAAGCCGUAUGUCUGCGAUUCUCCGUUGUGCUUGUAUCAGUACAUGUCUUUGGGAUUCGGCCCUAGUAUCGAGAGUGAGAUACUCACUCAACCGACGGUUGUGGAUUUGUUAGUUAGCUUUUGCUAUCGCGCGGCGGAAGCACUGAAGUUACGGACUUUCCCCACCGGGAUGAACAUUCUCGUUCCUUCGGAGUCAAAGCACCAGGCGAGAUACUUCGAACCCGCUAAUCGGGUUGUCUUUUCUACCCCCUUUGGGUCUCCUGGCGUGAAGGUUGGGGAUUGGAUAUACUUUUCCCCGUGUAAAGAUCGAGCGCCUUGCCACCUGAGAGUUGCAGAGGUCUAUUGGCCAGAAGUCCAUGUUGAACGACCAAUCAACGUGCCACAGGAUUCUCGUAAUCAGCUACCGAGCUCUCCGCUGGCAGAUUCAGCUCCUCCCGCUUUUUAUAAUUCCACACAGGGGGAGGGAUUUGCUGGUUCUGUUUGCGUUCACACCAGAGCAUUUGACGAAGUUAAUAUUCGGAUGAAAUGUCUGGCCAUCACUCGAUUGUUGGAUCUGUUACCUUCUGUUGGGGAGAUGAGAGCAUGGCUGAAAUCGAAUUCUUUGUCCGGACUCAAUGCCAGCUUAAGGACUUGGGUUGACAGAAUCUUACCUUCGUCUCUCAACAUCCUGCGCUGGAUCAUUGCUAGUAACCGCAGUUGUAUCGUCCCUGCAGAUCACGAAUUGGGCGCAGAUGGGCUCCCUGUCGCCAUGAGGAAGAAUGACUCCAAAGUUUUGGGAGUAAGCGAUUGCCUACAAUUCAGAUUUGCUAUGGGUGCCCCGGACAAAGAGCAGAGAUUCGUCAAUAGCGUGAAGGAAGCGGGGGACCGGCUAAACCUACAAUAUCCAACUCUUUUCGCUUUCCAUGGAUCUCCAUUGGCAAAUUGGCAUUCGAUCGUCCGUUCUGGGCUUAAUUACGAAUCCAUGGCCCACGGGAGAGCAUUUGGCAACGGCGUGUACCACAGCUUAGACAUGGGAGUUUCACUAGGCUAUUCCACCAACCGUACGAACCACGGGUGGCUGGAGAGCAUCUUGAAUGUCCAGAAUGCCGUUUGUUUAAAUGAGAUUGUCAACGCGCCUAGAGAGUUUGUAUCUUCGUCGCCGCACCUGGUUGUUGAUAAAUUAAAUUGGAUUCAGACGAGAUACCUAUUCGUCAAGGUUGCUAACAUAGAUAUUCAAACACCGACAUCUCCUCUUAGCGAUAACGUGGAGUACCUUCAACAAGACAUUCGGUUUUCACCAAGGGGGAGGGCGGGAAUUGCGUUGCAGAUACCUGCCCUAGGAUCUAAGUCUCAUAUACAGGCUGGAGCACCGAACGCUCGCACAAAAGAUCUGCAAACGUCCCUGCCAAACUCUCCGGAUAGGAGUGUUCUCGAUGAAUUCUCAAUGCUCGAUUCCGCCACUAAUAUUAUAGAUGUUGAAAAUGACGACGCCAGGAGCGACACCACCGAAACUACCGACGUGAUGGCCUACUUCUCGGAUGAGGAGGACGAAAACAUGGAAAACAAGAACACCUCGCCGCACUGCUCCGACACAGGUGUUAUCCUCUUCCAGCCAGACACCCACAACAUCUCAUCAGUCCUACUCCUCCCACCCCCAACCUAUGCAAGCCCCGCCGGGACCCGCCGCCUAACAGCCGACCUACACCACCUCCUCUCCCUGCAGAAGAAAUAUCCCCUGGAGGAACUAGGCUUCUACAUGAACCCAUCCUCAGUUUCAAACGUAUACCAAUGGCACAUUGAACUGCACUCAUUCCCCCCAGAUAUUCCACUAUCUGCAGACCUAGCCGCUAAAAACCUCUCCUCCGUUCUCUUAGAAUUCAGAUUCGGCCCUAACUUCCCCAUGUCACCACCCUUCGUGCGUGUCGUGCGACCCAGGUUCCUGGCCUUUGCCGAGGGCGGUGGUGGUCACGUUACCGCCGGUGGGGCACUGUGCAUGGAGUUAUUGACCAAUUCAGGAUGGUCUGCCGCGAGUAGUAUGGAGAGUGUACUCUUGCAGAUUCGCAUGGCGAUUACGUCGGAGGUUAAACCGGCGAGGCUCGUACCCGGCGUUGUGAGGGAUUAUACGGCGGGCGAGGCGAGGGAUGCGUACGUGAGGGCUUGCCGGGCGCAUGGGUGGAAGGUCCCACAAGACUUUUUAAAGAUGAUUUAG
This is a messenger RNA of Tuber melanosporum (Perigord truffle), 3375 nucleotides long. RefSeq lists its product as uncharacterized. The record is from RefSeq and is a predicted model, not a curated record. The coding region runs from base 1 to 3375 and encodes 1124 amino acids. Gene Ontology annotation, molecular function: NAD+ poly-ADP-ribosyltransferase activity. The transcript is spliced from 6 exons. Lineage: Eukaryota; Fungi; Ascomycota; Pezizomycetes; Pezizales; Tuberaceae.